AUGGAUCUUCUAAACAGACAACCGCAAUAUCUCGGCGUUACGCAACCUGCUUCUUUAAGUUACCCAAAUCCUAGAGAAAUCGGUAUCUCGGAUUUAUUAAUUCAGGAACUUUUAAUACAAGGAACGUUCGAGAGUGAAGAAGAGACAAGACGACGCGAAAUAAUUAUAGAUAAAUUCGAUAGACUUGUAAAAGAGCUUAUUUACAAUAUAAGUCGGGAGAAAAUGUUUUCAGAAGUCGAUGCUAAAGAAGCUGAGGGGAAAGUUUUUACUUUCGGCUCAUACAGACUGGGGGUUUAUGGUGCUGGUGCUGAUAUCGAUAUACUUUGCGUUGCUCCUAGACAUGUAACUCGGAAUGAGUUCUUUUAUUUUAUGUCCAAUGCCCUUAGCAAUUUUGCUGAAGUAAGCGAACUAACGAGUGUCAUCGAUGCUUACGUUCCUGUUAUAAAAUUAAGAUUUCAAGAUAUUCUAAUUAAUCUUGUUUUUGCAAGAUUAGAUCUUGCCAAAAUUCCCAAUGAACUCGAGAUUAAAGAAAAUUCUCUUUUAAAAAACUUAGAUGAAAUAUGCGUCAGAAGUUUAAACGGUUCUCGUGACGCAGAUGAAAUAUUGCGUCUUGUUCCAAGUCUUCCAGCUUUCCGCACAUCCCUGAGAUGCAUAAAAUUUUGGGCAAAGAGACGCGCUAUAUAUUCUAACGUUAUGGGAUUUUUUGGUGGGAUUGCAUGGGCAAUUUUGGUUGCACGAAUCUCACAAUUAUAUCCAAAUGCUAUAGCUGGCGCGAUCGUUGCUCGAUUUUUCAGAAUUAUAUAUCAAUGGCAGUGGCCUAGCCCAGUGUUGUUAAAACAAAUUGAGGACAGCACUCUUCAAUUCAGAGUAUGGAAUCCAAAGAUAUAUCAUGAUGAUAAGUUUCACUUAAUGCCAAUAAUUACGCCUGCUUACCCUUCAACGUGCGCAACACAUAAUGUAACACAUUUCACUAAAAAAGUAAUGGAAAGAGAAUUUAGGCGAGCUACAGAAAUUAUGGAUCACAUAAUGAUCGGUACAGGAAAAUGGUCUGACCUUUUUGCAAAGCAUAAUUUUUUUGAAAAAUAUCGAUAUUACCUACAAAUUAUAGUUUUAUCCGAUUCUUACGAAAAACAGUUGAAAUGGACUGGCAGGGUAGAAUCUAGAAUUCGUUACCUAAUAUCAAAGCUUGAAAAUAUAGAGCAGCUUGCUUUAGCUCACCCUUUUACGAAAGGGUUUAAUAAAAUUCAUCAUUGUAUAAACGAUCAAAUGGUGAAGGAUGUAAUACACGGAAUUUUUGAUUCAACGUCAAUCAAUGGAAUCAAGAGUAAAAACAACGCCGAAUUGUCACAAAAUGUACAAAAUGACACUAACAUAACGACUAUUCGUGUUAUAUAUACUACUAUUUUUUACGUUGGUCUAGAAAUUGAAACUGGCACUAUGUUACCCAAACAGUUAAAUAUUACAUGGCCAACCCAAGAAUUUAUAAAAUUAGUCAAAGGUUGGGAUAAAUACGACGAAAAAUCUAUGGAUAUUAAUGUAAAAUACGUAAAGAGCGCUGAAUUGCCUCCUGAGGUAUUUGAUGACGGUGAACGUUUUUAA
Messenger RNA from Cetraspora pellucida, 1599 nucleotides. NCBI's taxonomy places the organism in Eukaryota, Fungi, Glomeromycota, Glomeromycetes, Diversisporales, Gigasporaceae. The record is from the annotation of a GenBank genome assembly.